Molecule: messenger RNA, 552 nt
Organism: Brugia pahangi
Lineage: Eukaryota; Metazoa; Nematoda; Chromadorea; Rhabditida; Onchocercidae
Source: the annotation of a GenBank genome assembly
AUGCCUAAAAAUUGCUUUCUUUUGAAAUCUCUGAAUCCGUUGGAAACAAUGAGUAUUUCACUCAAUUUUUCAAGAUUUCAAAAAAGUAUGGAGGAGCAUCUCCGACAGCAGAAAACUGAGUCUUCUCCGCAAGAAAUUGAAAUGAUACUCCAGUCGGAGGAGGAUUUCAGAACAAAACGGCAGCAGGAAAUAGAAUGCUCAACAUUAGCUGCCGUAAGUUUCAGGAUCCCCACUGAAUUGAUCGAUUUAUUGCUUGGAGUGGAGGAUCAACAGGCGCUUCUAAUAGCGUUCCAAACUGAAACAGAAUUCAUGUUACCACGUCGGUUUCAGAGUUCCACGUUCACAAUCAACGGAUAUGAGCAUAAUAUCCGCAAAGCUUUGCGGAUGAUUGAGGAAAUUAUCAAUGAAGAGUGUUGCAAUUCACAUUCACCAACUUAUGCUUUUGUUCCUGAUCCAAAUGCGGACGAAAGUGGAACCGAUUUCAUCCUAUGCAAUGGACCAAUUCGUGAAGCAAGGUAUAGGCCUGGAAGAGAGGGAAUGCAUCGAGGUUGA